UUGAGUCUAUACUCAUGGCGACCCUAACUGGGUCGUCAUCUGAUGCUGCCGUACCGAACCGCGGAUCCGCCACGGAUGCCCUACAGGGGACGAGCCCUACCUCUCCGCAAGAGGAUUUUGAGGCUGCGUACCAGAAUCUACUCAACGCUUUGCUCUGGAAAAACCUAGCAAACUAUACUGCCGUCGUGCUUCCCACAUCCGUUCUCUACACGCUCGCCACGCGCGGGAGGUCUGCGCUGACUGUUCAAGGUAUCACAGACCACGCAUCAAUCUAUGGCUAUCUUCCUGCCUAUAUCUCUAGCGCGUUUGAGCCUCUCGCGCUCUUUCCAGGUGGGAAACCAGUGUCAACAGAAGACUUGCGCAAAGCAUAUGCGCGGAUAUUCGAAACGGAAGCCGGGAAGAGCUUGUUCAAUCACUGGAUAUGUGGAUUCGGUCUCGGCUUCCUUUUUGCUAUAUUCGGGAGGAGGCCCACAAGGGCGCCGACCACAGGCAGGAUGGCAGGUUGGGCUAUGGAGAAGCUCGAUACAAUUUCGAUGAUUGUCGACAUGCCAAUCUGCGGCGGCGCCAUCGGCGCGCUGGUCCAUUACUGCAAACGCGGUGCCGAGCUAGUCAAGCCCUACGGAAACCUCUCUUUGACCGAUGCAAUGGAAAGACUCGCAAGGAUAAUCUCAGGCAUCGACUGGCCGUGGCUGCGUGACUACACGUCGAUACAAUUGUGGUCUGGCCUCAAGAUUGUUACUACAUCAUCCCUAGCGGCAAUCCCGAGUAUCACUUUCUUCCUGCCAUUCCAGUCAUCCUCGGUGAUCCCAAGACUCCUAGCAAGGCAUGCCGCCUUCUGGACCUUCGAAGGGCUCCUCAUUGGCGCGCCUAUCGUCCACAGCGCCCUGUCUGAGUGCACGCACAUUCAGAUUCGAGAGAUGCGCCAGCAGAUUUUCGAGGGCCCCGAGGCAAGUUUGUGGAACAGAUACAUUGCGGUCGGCGCAGCCCUCGGUUGCUCUUCCCUUCCCUUUCUCGUCAAGCGCUCUCCGACUUUCCCACUCGUGCGCGACUUCGUUCGUGACGGCCGAUUUUUGAAGACGCCACGGAAUAUCAUCACUCUUGGAGGAACCGCGAUGUUGCUCGGUGGCGGUCUUGGCUCGGCGACUUAUCUCGCACGGAUUGGGCGGUCUCCGAGCCAUUAGUUACUCAGAUGUCGUCAUGUCUGCACACGCUCCUUGGUCUAUUAUAUUCUCUUCACUGUC
Molecule: messenger RNA, 1241 nt
Organism: Schizophyllum commune H4-8
Lineage: Eukaryota; Fungi; Basidiomycota; Agaricomycetes; Agaricales; Schizophyllaceae
Exons: 7
Coding region: 15-1181 (388 amino acids)
Source: RefSeq, a predicted model, not a curated record